AUGUCCCGCGCACAAGACGCCGUAGGUAUUUUGCGAGGCCUCAAAAUCGUGGCCGAUGCAGUGGGCAAAUCGCAAUCCGAGUACGCUAAACAUCUUUGGGCCAAUUCGAGCGUACGUGAAGCCCUCGAGCAGCAACUCGCUACCGGAGAACAAUCAGUAAAGCAAGUGCUCAAUAAUCCAACAAAGGAGUUGGAGAAGGCUGGCGGAGUGCUGCGUGAAACCAUCGAACGAACAGCAGUCGUUGCGGAAGGCUUACGGCAACUGACCGCGGCUGCUAUACCGAAAGUUGGGCCACUAUCACCCGAUGCCUUUUUGAGUCAACGUGUUUAUGCACCUGGCACUGGGUCGGCUACAGCUGCGGAACAACCGGGUGACAUAGCCAGCCUGGACAUUUCCAAGAUAACGUUAAAAGAACUGGAAACGAUUCUAUCGGAACAUAACAAAAAUCGUGAAAUAAAGUUAAGUUUGGACAAUAGUAAGACGGCCAGAGCAAAACCCGCUGAACCAGUCGUUGAACCGGAGAUACCAACUGCACCGCAGCCUUCAACAACAUCAUGCACCAAUCUACCUCCAGAGCCGGCUCGUGCAACGAAAGCUUUUACACACGAUGAGCAGCAGAUAGAAAAGAUGAUGCAUUUUGUUUCCUCGUAUGAUAAGAACCCUUCUGUACUAGGACAACCAGUGGCACCACCGACUACUCCAGUACAACCAAUCGAACUACCUCAGCUAAGCACCGUCGCAAAGCAGCGCAAAGUGCCGUCUUCUCGUGUGGCACGACUCGCAUCAUUUGGUGGACUUUUCGCCGGUCUUGGGUUGGGCACGGUUAAUGAACUCGCCAAAGGUGCUCUCGGCAUCGGAGGAACGCUAGACGUGAAGCAAGCUCUCUUCAGCCCUACCAAUGCCGAACGAAUCGUGGACACACUCUGCAAGGUCCGAGGUGCUGCCCUAAAACUGGGACAAAUUCUUAGCAUUCAAGAUUCCAACAUCGUUUCACCGCAGUUGGUGAAAGCGUUCGAACGCGUUCGGCAGGCGGCCGAUUAUAUGCCAGACUGGCAGGUGGAAAAACAGCUCGUGAGCGAGCUUGGGCCGGACUGGCGUUCGAAGUUGCAAAGCUUCGAUCAAAAACCGUUUGCCGCUGCCUCAAUCGGUCAGGUACAUCGUGGCGUUCUGAAGGACGAUGGGAUGGAAGUAGCGAUCAAGAUUCAGUAUCCGGGCGUUGCCAAAAGUAUUGAAAGUGAUAUCGAUAACUUGGUGUCAAUGCUGAAGGUAUGGGACGUGUUUCCGGCCGGUGUUUUUAUCGAUAAUGUGGUAGCGGUGGCCAAGCGUGAAUUGGCCUGGGAGGUGGAUUAUACACGCGAGGCCGAAUACACGGAACGAUUCGCCGAGAUGAUACGACACAUGCCCGAAUACCGCGUACCACGCGUGGUGAAGGAACUCACCUCGAAGAAUGUGCUGACGACUGAGCUUGUCCCGGGUGUACCGAUGGAUCGAUGCUUUGACAUGAGUCAAGAACAUCGGGAUCACAUCGCUUAUUGCGUGAUGAAGCUCUGUCUGAACGAAUUGUUCACUUUCCGAUGCAUGCAGACGGAUCCAAAUUGGUCCAAUUUCCUUUACGACGCAUCGACGAAACAGGUUAUGCUGAUAGACUUCGGUGCGACUCGCUUCUACCAGAAAGCAUUCAUGGACGAUUACUUAAGAGUUAUUAUUGCGGCCACGAAAAACGAUCGCCAACAGAUACUGGAGCUAUCUCGCAAGAUGGGUUUCCUUACUGGCUAUGAAACGCCUGCAAUGGAAAAUGCACACAUCGACGCAGUGCUCAUACUAGGCGAAGUGUUUAGCGUACCGGGUGAGUUUGAAUUUGGGCGACAAAGUACCACAAAGAAGAUUGCGUCACUAGUGCCGGUAAUGAUCGCCCAUCGGUUAUGUCCACCACCGGAAGAAAUCUAUUCGCUGCACAGAAAGCUUUCUGGGGUGUUCCUACUGUGCGCUCGGUUAAACGCAAAGAUCGAUUGUAAGCCUAUAUUUAAUGAGGUGAUGAAGAACUAUAAAUUUGACUAA
Molecule: messenger RNA, 2058 nt
Organism: Anopheles marshallii
Lineage: Eukaryota; Metazoa; Arthropoda; Insecta; Diptera; Culicidae
Gene: Coq8
Product: atypical kinase COQ8B, mitochondrial
Exons: 3
Coding region: 1-2058 (685 amino acids)
Biological process (GO): ubiquinone biosynthetic process
Cellular component (GO): extrinsic component of mitochondrial inner membrane
Molecular function (GO): kinase activity
Source: RefSeq, a predicted model, not a curated record